This is a messenger RNA of Capsicum annuum, 817 nucleotides long. RefSeq names its product pathogenesis-related leaf protein 4-like. Gene Ontology annotation, cellular component: extracellular region. Bases 187 to 675 code for a protein of 162 amino acids. The record is from RefSeq and is a predicted model, not a curated record. NCBI's taxonomy places the organism in Eukaryota, Viridiplantae, Streptophyta, Magnoliopsida, Solanales, Solanaceae. The transcript has a single exon.
UCCAAAUUCCCACAUUCACUGGCUAACCGUAAGCUUCUUGUUUUGCUGCAAAAUUUUCUCCUCCUUCUACUGUUUUUUGUCAAGAAGUACACAUAUAUACCAAAGCUAUCACAGCUUUCUAAAGCACAAUCACAAUCACCAUCUCUGUUUCCUUCAAAUUUCUCUAUAAAAGUAAAUCAAAAGAAAAUGGAGAUGUCAAAGCUUUCAACCUUUGUUGUCUUCAUGGUUUUAGCCAUAGUUCAUUCUUCACUUGCCUACAAUUCGCCCGAUGAAAUAGUUGAAGCCCACAACAGCGCUCGUGCACAAGUUGGUGUCCCUCUCCCAUCACUAACAUGGAAUGACACACUUGCUACCUUAGCCCAUGACUAUUCAUCCAUCAGAUUAGCUGAUUGCGAAUUGGUGCAUUCAGAUUCACCCUAUGGUGAAAAUCUUGCCAUGGGCUAUGGCGAUUUUUUGUCUGUGGAUGCCGUUAACUUGUGGGUAGGAGAGAAACCAAACUACGACUAUGCCUCCAACUCAUGCAAACAUGAUAUGUGCGCGCAUUAUACUGCGGUAAUCUGGAAUAACACCCUUCAAGUUAGAUGUGCAAGACUGAAAUGCAAUAAUCUUGACGCAUGGUUUGUGAUGUGCAACUAUUUCCCCGCUGGAAAUGUAGAGGGCGAGAAACCUUAUUAAUUAAUUAAGAAGCAUGGUUUCAAUAUUUUUAUAAUUAAAUUACUUUCAUCCCAUGUAAGUCUAAGGAUAUAUGUAGGUCUAAGUAUAUAUAUACAUGAAUGGUUCCAAUUUUGUCAUGUAAUACGGCAAAUUCUCCAAGCUA